AUGGUCCGUUCUCAAGCCAUGUUAAGCGCCAUGAUUUUGAAAAGCCGAGUUUCAAGGCAGUCUCUCUCUCUCUCUCUCUCUCUCUCUCUCUCUCUCUAUCUAUCUAUCUAUCUAUCUAUCUCUCAUGAACGAAAUACAUACCUUUCAGUCUAUCUAUCUAUUUAUCUAUCUACCACAUUCGGCGUUCAUCUAUUUAACUGCGCCCACACAAUCAUUCAACAAAUUGGCCUGAGAGACUGCUUACUAACCACAUUUCUCUUUCCUCGACCCCCUCCCUCCCCCUCUCUCUCUCUCCUUCUCUCUCAUUGGAUUAGGUUUCUCACGCAUGCGCUGUUUCUAGCAUUUUCUCUCUUUCCUCUUCCGGUCACAGACACACGGGAUCUAAUUGAUUUCAGCAGAAUUCCAUUUCUCUCAGUCUGUGUCCAUUCGCCUCCGGGAGUUUCUUUAAUGUCCAGCUGUUACUGA
This is a messenger RNA of Acanthosepion pharaonis, 465 nucleotides long. The record is from the annotation of a GenBank genome assembly. Lineage: Eukaryota; Metazoa; Mollusca; Cephalopoda; Sepiida; Sepiidae.